This is a messenger RNA of Puntigrus tetrazona (Sumatra barb), 927 nucleotides long. RefSeq names its product cystatin-like protein. Lineage: Eukaryota; Metazoa; Chordata; Actinopteri; Cypriniformes; Cyprinidae. The transcript is spliced from 4 exons. Bases 68 to 535 code for a protein of 155 amino acids. The record is from RefSeq and is a predicted model, not a curated record.
AGACGUGAUUCAUAACUGAUUCUAAAACAGAUCAGAAAACAGCACAGCUCUUCAGUCGCUGGUCAAGAUGAGAGGCAUGCUGUUCUUGUUUAGUGUUCUGUUCCUGCUGGAGCUCACAAAGGGACAGAAAUAUGAGGAUUUAAACGAACGUGAGAGAGGCAUUGUUGACGAGGCGAUAAAAAAAGCCAAUGAUGUUUACGGAAAAGACAAACACCUUGACUUUUACACCAUUAUCCAAAGAACGAAGAGUGUAAUGAAUGUGAUCCUCAGACCCACCUCAUGUGCCAAAAAAACACCAAGUGUCCAUCGGGAAGAAUGUAAAAUCCACAAUAAGGCACCCCAGGUCUCCUGUAUUCAUUGUAAUGGAAGCAUGAAACCAUGUUUACUUCUCAGACAAAAAGAAGAGAUAAAAAUAAGAUUGAAUGAAUGUCAGAAUCCCCCGUUAGUGAACGGUCACAUUCCUGGAGCUUCGCAUGUAUUGUACCAAAAAAGAGAAAAAAACCAGCAAGAAAUUGGUUGUUCUGGAUGCGUCUGAGACGUAAAAAGGAUCAAGAACAUUUGCAACUGCGUUGGCUAGACAUCUGCUUGAAUAUAUAUGUGUGUGUGUGUGUGUGUGUGUGUGUGUGUGUGUGUGUGAUAUAUAUAUAUAUAUAUAUAUAUAUAUAUAUAUAUAUAUAUAUAUAUAUAUAUAUAUAUAUAUAUAUAUAUAUAUAUAUAUAUAUAUAUAUAUAUAUGAAAAAACAUAACUCACAACUUAAGCAAUUUGAUUAACAAGCUGAAAUAAUAAUAAUUUGCUUUGUAGAGUAACUAGAGUUAUGCCAUCUUGGCACCUGUGCUAUAUAAACUGUUGUGAUCGUUUUGUUGUGAGGAUUAUGAGUGAUUGGUUUGGUUUGGUUUGAGGCAGUGAUUAAAGCAUAUCUGAAAGCA